ACUGGGUCGCUCCUGGGAACUCUUGGUUUCGUCGCCUGGGAGUUGGGGAGUUUACAGUCUUUUCCGCGUCUGUUUCAUUUUUCCUUUUUGGUUGGUGGAGGAGGAGACUCCCACCACUUGAAGACGAUCUCAGAAGGUUUUGUUCCGUGGGAAGGUGUUGGGUUCUCUGGUUCGGAUUUUUUUUUCUUCUUUUGCACACUUUCCCGUGGGAGACUGUCGCGAGGGAUUUUUAUCCACUGUGGAUUAUAACUGCAACAUGACUCUGGAAGAGGUCGUGGCGUGCGACAACGCGGCGCAGAAGAUGCAGUCCGUGACCGCCGCUGUGGAAGAGCUGCUGGUGGCCGCGCAGCGCCAAGACCGCCUCACGGUGGGGGUGUACGAGUCGGCCAAGCUGAUGAAUGUGGACCCUGACAGCGUGGUCCUGUGCCUCUUGGCUAUAGACGAAGAGGAAGAAGACGUUGCCCUGCAAAUCCAUUUCACCCUCAUCCAGUCCUUUUGUUGCGACAAUGACAUCGACAUUCUCCGUGUGUCUGGCAUGCAGCGGCUGGCGCAGCUUCUGGGAGAGCCGGCCGAGACCCUGGGCACCACCGAGGCCCGAGAUCUCCACUGCCUCCUAGUCACGAAUCCUCACACUGACUCUUGGAAAAGCCAGGGCCUGGUAGAGGUCGCCAGUUACUGUGAAGAGAGCCGGGGCAAUAACCAGUGGAUCCCCUAUAUCUCGCUCCAGGAACGCUGAGGCUCUUUCCAGCAUCCCAACCUGUUGAGUUGCUGCCAAAAAAAAAAAAAUUUAAUACAUAUUUGACACUCCCUCCCCCUUCCCCAGAACAAACCCCCCCC
Jaculus jaculus (lesser Egyptian jerboa) is the source of this 837-nucleotide messenger RNA. RefSeq names its product growth arrest and DNA damage inducible beta (gene Gadd45b). Lineage: Eukaryota; Metazoa; Chordata; Mammalia; Rodentia; Dipodidae. Gene Ontology annotation, cellular component: nucleus; cytoplasm. The record is from RefSeq and is a predicted model, not a curated record. Gene Ontology annotation, biological process: regulation of cell cycle. The transcript has 4 exons. Bases 257 to 736 code for a protein of 159 amino acids.